Molecule: messenger RNA, 837 nt
Organism: Trypanosoma grayi
Lineage: Eukaryota; Euglenozoa; Kinetoplastea; Trypanosomatida; Trypanosomatidae
Exons: 1
Coding region: 1-837 (278 amino acids)
Source: RefSeq, a predicted model, not a curated record
AUGCGGCGCUCCGCCAUUCUGCGGCGCACAUCCCGCCGUAGUCCGGGCGGGUGGACGGAUCCAACGCUGCAACAGGCGGCUGCCUAUGCGAAGGGCGGUGCAACCACCGGUGGGCCGUCAACGACGUUUGCGAGCGCCAACUCCUCUGCGGUGCGGCGGGCGUUUGGCGUGGAGGACUUCUCAAUGAUUGAGCGGCAGCAGAUGACCCUCACCAAGUUGCUGCGCAUGACGAUGGAUGCUACGUUUAAGCCGAAGGACCCUGACAGCCGCUCAAAUGGUGGCGACGGCGCCACGCAGCGGGCGGCACUGCGCGAGGAGCUCAAGACAAUGGACAACCGCAUUACUCCCUUCGCCCACGACGACAUCCUCAACGACUACCUCAAGAACAUUGUCGGGAUCAGCGGCCCGUCGGGACAACAGGGCGACAGGGAGUUGUUGCGGGGGCGAUUGGUUGGCCUACUCUUCUUCACAGAGUCGGAGCGAUCGCUGUCAUUUAUGCGGAGACUCCAGCCCGUUCACCAGACGCAUCGCCAGGAUUUUGUCGUUGUUGCCAUUUCGCUGGCAGGCAAAGAGAUGAUGGACGUGACACGACAGUACGGCUUCUUCCACUGCACCCAUCGCAACGGUGCGACGUGGGUGAAACGGGAUGCGGGUCUUAUGGUGCGACCGGUGACGCCUCUCCCGCGCCUGAUUGUGGUUGACGGCACAACUGGUGCAGAAAUCACGCGCAGUGGCGUCACAGCGGUGAUAACGCACCCCGACACGUGCUUCGCCGCGUGGCGUUGCGGGGAACCUGGCCACGAGUGGUGGGACUACUUCAAAACGCUUUACAUCUAG